AUGGCGGACAACGACAGCCCCGUGACGCUUCGCACUCGCAAGUUCAUCCGCAACCCUCUGCUGGGCCGUAAGCAGAUGGUCGUUGAUAUCCUCCACCCCGGCCGUGCUGGUAUCUCCAAGGACGAGCUCUCCGAGAAGCUCGGCGGCAUGUACAAGGCCACCAAGGACCAGAUCGCCGUCUUUGGCCUCCGCAGCCAGUAUGGUGGUGGCAAGACCACCGGCUUCGCCCUCGUCUACGACUCGCCCGAGGCCAUGCAGAAGUUCGAGCCCCGCUACCGCCUGAUCCGUGUCGGCAAGGCCACCAAGCCCGAGCGUGCCGCCAAGCAGCAGCGCAAGCAGCGCAAGAACCGUCUAAAGAAGCUCCGUGGCACGGCAAAGGUCAAGGGUGCCAAGCCCAAGAAGGAGAAAUAA
Molecule: messenger RNA, 411 nt
Organism: Akanthomyces muscarius
Lineage: Eukaryota; Fungi; Ascomycota; Sordariomycetes; Hypocreales; Cordycipitaceae
Exons: 3
Coding region: 1-411 (136 amino acids)
Biological process (GO): translation
Cellular component (GO): ribosome
Molecular function (GO): structural constituent of ribosome
Source: RefSeq, a predicted model, not a curated record